Aethina tumida (small hive beetle) is the source of this 2816-nucleotide messenger RNA. RefSeq lists its product as uncharacterized. Lineage: Eukaryota; Metazoa; Arthropoda; Insecta; Coleoptera; Nitidulidae. The transcript has 7 exons. The record is from RefSeq and is a predicted model, not a curated record. The coding region runs from base 37 to 2175 and encodes 712 amino acids.
GUAGUUGUUAGAUUAUCUUAAUAAAAUUCUAGUAGAAUGGACGCUAUCUUUUCGAUAUUGACGUUUCUCAGGCAUUGGCGAAACUUAUCGGUUGGUACUGAGCCUACGUUCUUCUUGGCUAUCAUCACCGCUACUCUGUGUGUCUUACAUCGAUUGUUUGGACGUCAUCGUGCUAGAAGGGUGGAAAUCAGAGAAGUACCCCGUACUCAAGAAGUCCCUAAAGAUACAAAAGAACCAGAACCAAAGGAUGAAGAAUUGGAGAUGUAUAAAGAACCUGAAGUUUCUGAGAUACCUGUUAAAAAAGUCAGGCAACCAUCAAACAGUAAUGUUCAAAUGCCGAGGGAUAACAGUAGAUAUAACGAAUUUUUAACUUUAUCUCCAAGCUGUCUUAUUAGAAACAAAAUGAAAAGUAGACUUCCAGAAUGGAGAUAUAAUCGUUGCUACCAAUGCUCUAGACCCAUGCAGGAAUUAGAAAGUUCCAUGCAUCUCAGAAAUAGUAGCCAUGAUUAUAUUCCAUUAGAACCAACUGCAAAUAAUCACAAUUUUCCACCAAUAACUAAUGCAGAUAAUUUCCAAAUUGGUAAUAGUCAAAUAGAUUUAGAUUACUUAAAGAUAAAUAUAAACGACGAGAAUAACAGAAGUCCAAGCACACAUUCGGAUUCAAUAUCUAACGACAUUCCAUCGAUAAGGCCAAGCACUAGGUUUAGUGAACUAUUAGCGCAACUUCCUCGUACUGCUAUAAACAUUGAAGAAAGUAGUGGUGAUCAACCUAGCCAGCGUAAUGUCCAAAACGAUGAACUGCUGGAUAUUGCCCCAUACGAAGACAAUAACAACGACCACGUGGGAAGUGAAACUGUACUUAAGAAAAGAUCUCUAGAAUCUUCGUCUGAUGUAACAAAAGAUAAAGCCCAGAAGCAAAGCUCUUGUACCCCAUCGUCAAACACACAAAUCGGCGCCAACACAUGUUCUGUAAAUUCAACUACUAGUACAACUACAAAAAAUAAAAAGGAAAAGGAAAGUGAGAGCUGUGAUAGCUGCACACGAUGUCAAAAUAUAAUUCAGGAAAGCAGCAGUAUUCAAAUAAGGGGUCGAGACCGUGAUCACUACAAUCUGGAAAAUCGAAUUAAUGAACAACCGGCACCAGGUUUAAGCCAUCAAAGUCAGGCAAGUUGUUCGCACACGUUGUACGAAAGGGAUUCUCCAAUAUAUAGCACAUCAAGAGCGCACUCUACGUCAACGUUAACGAAUCUCCCUACUGCAGGACAAAGUGGUGCCAUUCGACGUAAUAAACUAAUCACAUCGUCUCCUAGUGCCCUUAUCAGGAGCAGAAAGAGAAGCAGGCUGCAGGGGAGUCAACUCUUGCCACCUUUGGAAGAGACGGAAGAUUCUAAGCAUCCUAAUGAUCGCUCCAGUUGUUCUGACACAAUUGCAGAAACUCCUAAAGGACAGAAUGGAAAUCUGGACAUGUUGUAUCUACGGGAAAAACCCGUUAAGGUUUCUCCAAGCAAGUGCCUUUCUGUUGAACAGCAGAGUGGCAGCUCUAAAUAUAAUUAUUCGAUGCCUUCAACAUCAAGUGGUGUUAUGAACAAUAGAAGGGAGGAAACUUUGAUUUCAUGUAGAAAUUCUGGUCAAGCAGUAAGAGAGAGUAGACCAUCAAAUGAAAAUAAUAAUAGCAAAAAAGAAGAAGAUUUGAUGAAUCUUAAGUAUUGUGAUCAUGAAGCAUUAACGUCAAAGAGGAGUAGCCAUCACUGUAAAUUGAGUAAUCAGUCUAAGGAGCAGAAUACAUCAUGUGACUUAACUAAAAUUGAUACCAAUACAGAAUUUUCUCUGUUGGAACAUUCUGCCUCAACAUCAAGUAGUUUUACGUUGUCCAAAAAAAACCGCAGUGAUACUAAUGAAUUAACAACAUCAACUGCGACCAGCCUUAUAAAACCGGAAAAGCAAAAGAAAUUGCAAGCUGGGAAGUUUAAUUAUCACAGACCGCCGUCCAAAGAAGAAAAACCGACUUCCAAAAGAAUAUGUAAUCAGCCCUUGGAACCGAAUAUCACAAAUCAAAAUACUAAACCAACGAAAGAUUCCAACCAAAGACGAUUAAGUAAUUGUAAAAUGAACGCAGGUGAUUCGUCUGUUAAACAAGCACGCGACAAAUCAGAGAAAAAGCGUUCGCAUCAGUAGGCAAAGUAACGAUCACCACAUUAACUGCUACUUUAGUUUACAGCAGUAAUUUAAAUUUUAAAUGUCUUUAAUUCUGAACAGAAUUAAAUCAUAAUAUUAACAUUAACCACCUCCUUAAAUAAUAAUGUUUUCAUCUUUAUUAAAAAAUUCCUGUCCAACAUUUUCACAACUAAUAAAUAAGCAAGCGAACCAUGAAUAUUAUGUAGCCCGAAGUAUAAACCUCAUACGUUUGUGCUUGGAGCCAGAACACGGACGAGAGUUUGUUAUAUACGACCGGCGUUUUACAACGAUAUGUUGACAUAUUCGGAAAGCCAGGAAGGACAUUUUAGUAUUGCUGCUUCAGCAACUUUCAACCUAAGUGCCUGUACAAAUAACUUAAGAGAAGACUUCGGAACAAUGAUGAGGGUCCAUUUGGGUAGUAAAACUUUUUUUAAAGGACUGGACUAUAUAAAAAAUUUAAUUGAAUUUUCCAUAAGUAGGCAUGGUCUACAUAAAAUAUUUGUAUUUGUAACAAUGUACCAAAAUUGUAAACGUGAAUGUUAACUUAAUGUUUGUUAUAAGCAGUCUAAAUUUAAGUGUAACGUAUGUUUUAAUAGAUUCAAUGUAACGUAUUAAUUCAAUAAAUAAGAUCUUUUAUUGAA